Spizellomyces punctatus DAOM BR117 is the source of this 1382-nucleotide messenger RNA. RefSeq lists its product as uncharacterized. Lineage: Eukaryota; Fungi; Chytridiomycota; Chytridiomycetes; Spizellomycetales; Spizellomycetaceae. Gene Ontology annotation, cellular component: endoplasmic reticulum membrane. Gene Ontology annotation, biological process: sphingolipid biosynthetic process; fatty acid elongation, monounsaturated fatty acid; fatty acid elongation, saturated fatty acid. Gene Ontology annotation, molecular function: fatty acid elongase activity. The coding region runs from base 219 to 1196 and encodes 325 amino acids. The record is from RefSeq and is a predicted model, not a curated record. The transcript has 9 exons.
GGCAGGUUCGUGGAGUUGUCAGACUCUGCCUCCCAUUCCUUGGUGAUUUUAGACUUUUGCUUAAUUAGUGUCCCUUUUAUUAGCCUUUUAUCCCUGAUUGGCACGGGUGUCGGUCGAUCACCUCACGCUGGCGGUUUCAAGCCGGGCCGCCUUUGGGAGGUCACCUCAUUCCUUUUUCCACUAGCCGACUGCACGUUACGCCAGCAUCUACCAACGAGAUGGCCAACAUGACCGGAAUCAUCAUCUCUACGCGUGUCGAGGACACUCUCAUUUCCAUAGGCCAUGCACUUGGCGAGGUUCUUGGACCAUUCUUGGAUCCUCUCGAAGCGCAGCUGGUAUCUUCCUCUCGUAAACAUUUUCCGUCGGUGGCCUCUGCUGCACAGUCAUGGCUCGCCCAGCAUCGCAGCGUUCACGCUGCAAAGCUUCCCCUUAUGAACCCUUUCCACGUUCUGAUAAUCGUUCUGGGUUAUUUCGCCAUGGUUUUUGGCGGCAAGGCGAUAAUGGCGAGAAUGGGAAAGUUUGAAGCCAAGAAGCUUAUGCUGGCCCACAAUCUAUUCCUGUUGUCGUUGAGCACUUACAUGAGCACGGCCAUCUUAAGAGAAGCGUGGUUUAGAGGAUACUCAGUGUUUGGAAAUCCCGCGGAUGAAUCAAAGAAUGGCUGGCCGAUGGCGAAACUCAUUUGGGUAUUUUAUAUAUCGAAGACCUUUGAAUUCGUUGACACGUUUAUCAUGGUCCUGAAGAAAAACAAUCGGCAAAUUUCAUUCUUGCAUGUAUACCAUCACUUCAGCAUCUUCAUCGUCUGGUGGUUAGUCACCUACUGGGCGCCUAAUGGCGAAGCCUAUUUCUCCGCCGCCCUCAAUUCUUUCAUUCACGUUGUCAUGUACGGAUACUACUUCUGCAUGGGAGCCGGAAUCCGUAGUGUUUCUUUUGUGAAGCGCUACAUUACCGCGAUGCAGAUGACGCAGUUCUGUUGCAUGAUGGGACAGGCGGUUUACGAUAUGUUCAUCGCAAACUACAGCAUUACAGAAAACUCGAAAGAUGGAUUGAAGCCGUAUCCGAGCGCGCUUUCCACGCUCCUCUUUUUCUAUAUGUGGACGAUGCUUGGGCUCUUUGCAAACUUUUUUAUUCAGGACGCGAAGCGCGCCGCUCUGGCUCGCAAGGCUGGGCUUGCUGGGGCUGCCAAGAAAAAGCAGUGACAUGCGUUAGAUAGGCAUAGCGGGAUAGUUGCUGAUAUGUAGAAGGGUGAAUCUGCUGGAGCGGACUGGCAGAGCAAAAUGAAUAGACUAGUUUAAACACGGCCAAUAUUGCGCCAGAGUCUUCUUUGAUAUUCUACCCAUCUAACAGAUGUAACGGACCGUAAAAUCUUUACUUCACUAAAGGUC